GUAUCUUGCAGAUUGUCGAAAUCAUCGUCAGCCUCCUAGUCCUGGUCUGCGUCGGAGCCUCCCAGGCCUCCGUUUCAGGUUUUAGCUCCAUGGGAGGCUUCGGCUCCUUCAGCCUCAACUCGGCCUACAGCCCCUUCGAAGGGACUGAGCUCAAAGAGGUGAGGGAGUUGGACAUGCAGUACAGCCAGAUGAGAGCGCCCUGCUUGUACGGAGGGGUAGCCUUCAGCCUGACGCUGAUGGCCCUCACCCUCCUCUUCCUCGUUGCCGGAGGGAAGCCGAUCCACCGCCUCUCGGUCCGGUUGCUCGUCGCCGAAUGCGUCUUCGACGUCCUGGCUUGCCUCGGGUACAUCGUGGCCGUCGGCCUCUACCUCCACUUCGUCAUGCAGAUCAAUUCAACCGACGUGUGCAAGCGGAGAGAGAGGGUCUACGCGCGGCAGGGGUACACGUGGAUGAACUGCGACGUGCAAGGGGGAGACGCGGCCGUGGCGCUCUUCGGCCUCGUGGCCGCGUGCCUGUAUCUCCCAAGCGCCGUGGUCUGUAUUCUCAGCAUCCGAAGCGUACGGGAUUUUAAGAGGGAGAUGGCCAAGACUCAGUACAACCCGGAAAGAAACUACGGGGGAGAAGAGCUUCACACUGUCUACAGGAGCCCCGAAAGCGGCCCAUCCGCCAAGACCUUUGCCACGCUGGUGUAGGCCGUGGCAGGGAUCCAAGGGAAACGAUGCAGCAGCCACGUCGGGAACUUUUGGCAUUGGAGAGUAGGAUUGUGCUAGACUAAUUUGGGGUGCAGAGAUGUAUAUAACAUAC
Molecule: messenger RNA, 804 nt
Organism: Gekko japonicus
Lineage: Eukaryota; Metazoa; Chordata; Lepidosauria; Squamata; Gekkonidae
Product: MARVEL domain-containing protein 3-like
Exons: 1
Cellular component (GO): membrane
Source: RefSeq, a predicted model, not a curated record